GUAUCUGUGUGGGUGUGUUUGUGUGUACACAUGUGGUGAUGUCAUGAUCUGUGGUGUGUGUUGGUCAGGGUUGGGAUGUCAUGUUUACGUUGUUCUGAUUGCUCUGUCUUUGUGCAUCUUCACCAUCAUUCACAGGUAACUGACCUCACAGUAAGUGUUGUGGGUCAUUCUAGGUUGUUUGUAGGUCAGUUGUAUCACCCUAGCUAGUAUCUUUUCCCAUGAUCCUAAAUCAAUCCCUUACCCCUAGUCCCCUACUUAGUAUUCACUAGUGUAGAUCUGAAAGGGAACUGUUACCAGAUGAUACCAUGCUGAUGCUUCUAGAGUUGGUGGAGAACUGUUACCAGACUGAUACCAAUCUGAUGCUUCUAGAGUUAGUGGAGAACUGUUACCAGACUGAUGAUACCAAGCUGAUGCUUCUAGAGUUAGUGGAGAACUGUUACCAGACUGAUGAUACCAAGCUGAUGCUUCUAGAGUUAGUGGAGAACUGUUACCAGACUGAUGAUACCAAGCUGAUGCUUCUAGAGUUAGUGGAGAACUGUUACCAGACUGAUGAUACCAAGCUGAUGCUUCUAGAGUUAGUGGAGAACUGUUACCAGACUGAUGAUACCAAGCUGAUGCUUCUAGAGUUAGUGGAGAACUGUUACCAGACUGAUGAUACCAAGCUGAUGCUUCUAGAGUUAGUGGAGAACUGUUACCAGACUGAUGAUACCAAGCUGAUGCUUCUAGAGUUAGUGGAGAACUGUUACCAGACUGAUGAUACCAAGCUGAUGCUUCUAGAGUUAGUGGAGAACUGUUACCAGACUGAUGAUACCAAUCUGAUGCUUCUAGAGUUAGUGGAGAACUGUUACCAGACUGAUGAUACCAAUCUGAUGCUUCUAGAGUUAGUGGAGAACUGUUACCAGACUGAUGAUACCAAGCUGAUGCUUCUAGAGUUAGUGGAGAACUGUUACCAGACUGAUGAUACCAAUCUGAUGCUUCUAGAGUUAGUGGAGAACUGUUACCAGACUGAUGAUACCAAUCUGAUGCUUCUAGAGUUAGUGGAGAACUGUUACCAGACUGAUGAUACCAAUCUAAUGCUUCUAGAGUUAGUGGAGAACUGUUACCAGACUGAAGAUACCAAGCUGAUGCUUCUAGAGUUAGUGGAGAACUGUUACCAGACUGAAGAUACCAAGCUGAUGCUUCUAGAGUUAGUGGAGAACUGUUACCAGACUGAUGAUACCAAUCUGAUGCUUCUAGAGUUAGUGGAGAACUGUUACCAGACUGAUGAUAACAAUGUGAUCCUUCCACAGUUAUGCAAGUGUGUGGAAGGUGGGGCGGGCAGGACCUUAGCAUUUUUAGCAUGUUGGUUUUUAGCAUCUAGUCUGUCCUGUUGCAUCGACCCUGGGUUGCUCCACUAAAACAGUGAAACACUUAUUUGAUGUGCUAUUUACUUGACCCACAACUGCUGAAUGUUGUGGGUCAGUGUCUCCCAGCCUCUUCACCACAGUCACUACUCUAGAUCAGAUAGGCUUUGUUUUAUGAUCAAAAAUAAUUGAGAAUACUUUUUUUUUUCAUGUUAUUUAUUCAAUAAACUUUACCUCAUAGUAGGUAAUAGCUUGGUGAGUGGAAUUGAGGAUUUGGAAUUGUCCUCUCUG
Messenger RNA from Oncorhynchus gorbuscha (pink salmon), 1634 nucleotides. RefSeq lists its product as uncharacterized. The record is from RefSeq and is a predicted model, not a curated record. The coding region runs from base 306 to 1397 and encodes 363 amino acids. The transcript is spliced from 2 exons. NCBI's taxonomy places the organism in Eukaryota, Metazoa, Chordata, Actinopteri, Salmoniformes, Salmonidae.